Diceros bicornis minor is the source of this 4764-nucleotide messenger RNA. RefSeq names its product protocadherin beta-10. Gene Ontology annotation, biological process: homophilic cell-cell adhesion. Gene Ontology annotation, molecular function: calcium ion binding. The coding region runs from base 1815 to 4211 and encodes 798 amino acids. The transcript has a single exon. The record is from RefSeq and is a predicted model, not a curated record. Gene Ontology annotation, cellular component: plasma membrane. NCBI's taxonomy places the organism in Eukaryota, Metazoa, Chordata, Mammalia, Perissodactyla, Rhinocerotidae.
GUCAUUCUGUAGUAUCAUGUAGAAAUAUUUAAUAAUUUGUUGCUUUUAAUUCUGGAUGAAAAAAUCAGAAGUCCCUAUUAAGUUUUUAAUGGCUAACAAUGCAAUCCUGUUCAGUUGAAAAAACAAUAGAAGUCAUCAAGCAGAGGUUCAUGUGGUGUGGCUUUUAUAUUCAACAAUUAGAGUGUUUUGGCAGUAUCUAGCCCUUUCCCUGUACAAUAUCCAUCAAUCUAAUCUGUAUCCCUUGCUUAUUAUGGAAAAAGUAGAGCUCCUUUCUAGAUAUUAGGCCUUUGAAUAAAAUUCUAUAUGAGGCAGAUGUUAUAAUGCCGUUCUUAUUUUCAGCAGUGUUAGCAUAGGCUUUAGUGUGGUCCGUUCUUUUUCUCCCUUCAUUUGGUGCAGAAAAAUUAGAUCCCAUUCAAAUUAAUUGAGGGAACUUACAAUGAAGGUCAGUCCUUUCUUUAAUUCUGCAAGUAAUUUUAAAGCUAAUAUAAGAAAAACAAAGACAUAUUAAAGAAAAGGAACAGAAAUUGCAUAGAAUGACUAAAUGAAAAAAUACGAUUUUCAGGGGCCGGCCCAGUGGCAUAGUGGUUAAGUGCGAGCACUCUGCUGUGGUGGCCGGAGAGUUAGCAGGUUCAGAUCCUGGCCGAGCACCUACGCACCACUUGUCAAGCCAUGCUAUGGUGGCGUCUCAUACGAAGUAGAGGAAGAUGGGCACGGAUGUUAGCCCAGGGCCAAUCUUCCUCAGCAAAAAGAGGAGGAUUGGCAUUGGAUGUUAGCUCAGUGCUGAUCUUCCUCACACACAAAAAAAUGCGAUUUUCAGAUCGUAAGGAUUUAAAGGCACUGAAAAUUUUUUCAUAUUCUACUCACUAGAGCUUAUUUGUGCAUGUCUUAAUACAGCAAGCAUUUAGUGAGUGUCUGAUUUGCCAACGAAAGAUAACUAAGACAUUGUUUCUGUCCUUAAGUAGGUCACAUAUUGAAGAAAGGACAGAUUGGCAUGAAACAGGAAGCAAUAAUAUUUACAGGGCAAUUAUACAAGCUUUUAUGGAAAAACAGAGGAGGGACAGCCUAAAUGCUUCUUUCUGGAUUAUACAGUGAUGAUUCUAUUUAGGCAACAUAAUUAGAUUUUGAGGAAAUGUGUCAAAGAAGGUGUGAAACAAGUUACUUUUGUCAGUUUUUGGUGUUCCUAUGCCCAAUGUUUCUGGAAAAGUCAAGUCUAUUAUUUUGGUGGUCUCAGAGAUCACUACGUUUUCCCUUGGGUUCCUGACAUUGUAUGGAGUAGUCUCAGGUGUGAAAGGCCUAGUACAGAACUAAAUCUAGCCCAACGAUGUGGACAGAGUUAACUGCUAGAAACAUCUUUUCCCAACUGUUGAAUUUUUAACUUUCCCCAUGAAACAGUGAAAAAUUUCAACAAUGUGAACAGUUCUCUAGCUCAACAUUAUUUUUUUUUACAAAACAAACAAAAGAAAAGACAAAUGAAAUAUUUAAAUGACCCACUAAAGAACAAAUUUAUAAAUAGAUACACAUUCACAAAUUGGAUACAACCAUUUGAGUCUGCUGGAGGCCACGCGGUGGCGCUGCAGGCUAAAGAGACCGGGUUAAAAACUGAACUGAGAAUACUGCGGAUGUCACUAACAAAAAAGGAAGAUCGAGCGGCAGGUAGGCUGGGAGAAAAGCUGUAGCGGCCCAAGAUUGGGAAGGAAAAAAAUCCAGACGCCUGCUACUAAAUAUCGUAGGUCUUGGAUUUUCUUCUGCUGUUUCUUUACACUGGGAUCUGCGAUUGUGACCAAUAUUGAGGAAAGACGUGUUCAGAGGAAGCUAUGGAGGCUGGAGGGUUGUGCUUCCCAAGACAAAGGCAAGUCCUGUUUCUCUUUCUGUUUUGGGGAGUAUCCUCGGCAGGUUCUGGGUUUGGACGGUACUCGGUGAUGGAGGAAACAGAGAGAGGAUCGUUUGUGGUCAAUCUGGCAAAGGAUCUGGGGCUAGGGGACCAGGAGCUGGUUGCAAGGGGAGCCCGGGUGGUCUCUGAUGAUAACAAACAACACUUGCUCCUGGAUUCUCAGACUGGGAAUUUGCUCACAAAUGAGAAACUGGACCGAGAGAAGCUGUGUGGCCCUACAGAGCCCUGUAUGCUGUAUUUCCAAAUUUUAAUGGAUAACCCCUUUCAGAUUUACCGGGCUGAGCUGAGGGUGAGAGACAUAAAUGAUCAUUCACCAGUGUUUCGGAACAAAGAGAUGGUCUUAAAAAUACUAGAAAAUACAGCUGAAGGGACAGCAUUUCGACUAGAAAGAGCACAGGAUGCAGAUAGAGGACUUAAUGGUAUCCAAAACUACACCAUCAACCCCAACUCUUUUUUCCAUAUUAAAAUUAGUGACAACGAUGAAGGCAUGAUAUAUCCAGAGCUAGUGUUGGACAAGGCGCUGGAUCGGGAGAAGCAGCAAGAGCUCAGGUUAACACUCACUGCACUGGAUGGCGGGUUUCCACCCAGAUCUGGGACUGCCACUAUACACAUUGUGAUCCUGGACAUCAAUGACAAUGCCCCUCAGUUUUCUCAGGCAACCUACGUGACCCAGGCUCUGGAGAACAGCCCAGUAGGGUCUCUUAUUGCUAAAGUCUCUGCAGGAGAUGUAGACUCUGGAGUCAAUGCAGAUAUAUCCUAUUCAUUUUUUGAUGCUUCUGAAGAUAUUCGAACAACCUUUCAAAUCAAUCCAUUUUCUGGGGAAAUCAUUCUCAGAGUGUUGCUUGAUUAUGAGCUAGAAAGGUCUUACAAAAUAAAUAUACAGGCAAUUGAUGGUGGGGGCCUUUCUGCAAGAUGUACAGUUUUGGUUGAGGUUUUGGACACCAAUGACAAUCCCCCUGAACUGAUCAUGUCAUCACUUUCCAACUCUGUUGCUGAGAACUCUCCUGAGACCACAGUGGCUGUUUUUAGGAUUAAAGACAGAGACUCUGGAGAAAACGGAAAGAUGGUUUGCUACAUUCAAGAUAAUCUGCCGUUUCUUCUGAGACCCUCUAUGGAGAAUUUUUACAUCCUAAUGACAAAAGGAGCCCUGGACAGGGAAAGACAAGCCGAGUACAACAUCACCAUCACCGUCACCGACAUGGGAUCCCCCAGGCUGAAAACCCAGCACAACAUAACCGUGCUGGUCUCCGACGUCAAUGACAAUGCCCCCGCCUUCACCCAAACCUCCUACGCCCUGAGGGUCCGCGAGAACAACAGCCCCGCCCUGCACAUCGGCAGCGUCAGCGCCACAGACGCAGACGCGGGCGCCAACGCCCAGGUCACCUACUCGCUGCUGCCGCCCCACGACCCGCGCCUGCCCCUCGCCUCCCUCGUGUCCAUCAACGCGGACAACGGGCACCUGUUCGCCCUGCGGUCCCUGGACUACGAGGCCCUGCAGGCCUUCGAGUUCGGCGUGGGCGCCACAGACCGAGGCUCGCCGGCGCGGAGCAGCCAGGCGCUGGUGCGCGUGCUGGUGCUGGACGACAACGACAACUCGCCCUUCGUGCUCUACCCGCUGCAGAACGGCUCGGCGCCCUGCACCGAGCUGGUGCCCAGGGCGGCCGAGGCGGGCUACCUGGUGAGCAAGGUGGUGGCGGUGGACGGCGACUCGGGCCAGAACGCCUGGCUGUCGUACCAGCUGCUCAAGGCCACGGAGCCCGGGCUGUUCGGCGUGUGGGCGCACAACGGCGAGGUGCGCACGGCCAGGCCGCCGAGCGAGCGCGACGCGCCCAAGCACAGGCUGCUGGUGCUGGUCAAGGACAACGGCGAGCCGCCGCGCUCGGCCAGCGUCACGCUGCACGUGCUGCUGGUGGACGGCUUCUCGCAGCCCUACCUGCCGCGGCCGGAGGCGGCGGCCGAGCAGGCGCAGGCCGACCCGCUCACCGUCUACUUGGUCAUCGCCCUGGCCGCGGUGUCGUCGCUCUUCCUCUUCUCGGUGCUCGCGUUCAUCGCGGUGCGGCUGUGCGGGAGGAGCAGGGCCGCCUCGCUGGGUCGCUGCUCGGUGCCUGAGGGCCACUUUCCGGGCCACCUGGUGGACGUCGGCGGAACUGGGACCCUGUCCCAGAGCUACCAGUAUGAGGUCUGUCUGACCGGAGGUACUGGGACAAAUGAGUUCAAGUUCCUGAAGCCGAUUCUCCCCAAUAUCCAGGCACAGGACCCUGGGAGGAAUAGUGAAGAAAAUCCCUCCUUGCGAAAUAGCUUUGGAUUUAAUUUUCAGUAAGUUUUCUUUAUAUAUAUUUUCAUGUACUUUUGAAGUGUUAUAUAACCAUGUCAAUAUUAGUGUAGUUUUAAAACUCCAAGUUAAAUUACUAUGCAACUUCAAGCCUAAUCUUAAAGUUCUGUAUAUCUGUGUUUUUACAAUGUUACUUCAUCCUUUUUUGCAUUAAUCAGCAGUUAGUUUUCAUUAGUACCCAUUUCUAAAUAAUAGUUUUAAGGUUUAAUCCUUUCAAUAUGGACAAAGUUUUAGUUAUUAUUUCUCAUUCUAGAAAACUAAGGUUUUGAUUUUUCUCCUAGUAUUUUUCAUAGUCUGCAUCUUAUGAUCUUAUCCACCUGUCUAUUUUACUUCCUUCAUGUAAGAAGGCAUACCUGCACUUCUGAUCUUCUUCUAACAUUCUGUUUAAUCUCGUUGAAAAAAUAUUAUCUAGUUCUAAAUCACAGCAUUUAAAAAGAAAUAUUUCUCUAGUACUCUGCUCUUGAGAAAAUGAAACAUCAUUUUGUGAGUGACAGUGUACUCCAAUACUAUCUGUGUGUUCAUAUUUCAUUUCCUUUAAAUA